Molecule: messenger RNA, 3969 nt
Organism: Closterium sp. Yama58-4
Lineage: Eukaryota; Viridiplantae; Streptophyta; Zygnematophyceae; Desmidiales; Closteriaceae
Source: the annotation of a GenBank genome assembly
AUGCAACCGCAGGGGCCGGGGAUGCCGCCGGGGCCUCAUCACCCGCCGUUCCCCGCGCAGGGCAUGGCGCACGGCCCAGCAGCGCCCCAUGCGCCGCAGUACCCCGCGCUUCCGGGGUCCGCCCCUCCCCACCCCCUGCCUCACGCUCCCCCAUCUCCUUUUGCGCCUCCUCCGGCUUUUGCGCCUCCCCCUCCCCUCCCCCCCGCGUGGCUGCAGGCGGCCGCCGCCAUGGCGGCUGUGAUCUCCGGCGGCGGUCCCCCGCUCCCCGCGGGGGAGGAGCUUCCAUGGGAGAAGGGCGGAAAGAAGGGCGCGGGGAAGGGCGCAGGCGGAGGGGGGAAGAGGGGGAAGAAGUCGAGGUGGGACCGGGAGGCGCAGGGGAAAGGGGAGGAGAAGGCGGAGGAAAAGGAGGAGGAGAAGGAGAAAGGGAAGGGAGGAGAGGCGGCGGAAGGAGACGGUGGACAGGAGGGGGAGGAGAAGGGGGAAGCGGAGAAGCAGGGCGAGGGCGAUGAGGCAGGCACCAAGGGGAAAGAGGUAGAGGGGAAAGAAGGGAAGAAGGGGGAAGAAGCCAAGGAGGGGAAGGAGGAGGAGGCGGAGGAGGGAGUGGAGGCGUGGACGGCGCACAAGACGGAGGAGGGCACGGUGUAUUACUACAACACGGUCACUGGCCGCUCCACCUACCACAAACCCAAAGGCUUCAAGCUGCAGGACACGAGCUGGCAGGUCCCGGGGGAGGUGCAGGAGGUGCGGAAGAGGCAGGAGGCGGAGGAGGAGGAGCGGGCGCGCGCCGCCAGCAAGCUCUCCUUCUCUCUGGCGGGGCGGGGGGGCGCGGGGGCGGCGGGCAAGGCGGGCGCAGCAGCAGGGGGGAAGGCGACCGCGCUGGAGGUGGUCAAGAAGAAGCUGCAGGACGCCGACAAGGAGGCUAAGGCGGGCGUAGCAGUAUUAGCUGGUGCCAGCGCGGCUGCUCCCACUGCUGCUGAGACGAUAAAGGCCGACAAGGGCGGUGCAGGGGCGCAGGGGGGGGAAGGAAAGCAGGUUAAUGGAAUUAGUGGGGGGAAGGAGGGGGAGGCGGGCAAGGAUGCAGGGGAGGAAGGGGGAGGGGAGAGGGAGGGCGGUGAUGAUGCGGCACAGGGCAAGGAAGGGGAGGGCAAGGAGGGUGGGGAGAAGGAGGGUGAGGAGAAGGGGAGUGCGGAGGUUCCAUUGGAAGAGCUGAGUCUGGAGGAGAGGGCAAUGAAGUUCCGUGAGAUGCUGAAGGAGAAGGGAGUGGCGCCAUUCUCCAAGUGGGAGAAGGAGCUGCCCAAGCUCAUCUUCGACGCGCGCUACAAGGCCAUCCCCUCGCUGCCGGAGCGGCGCGCCAUAUUUGAGGAGUUUGUGCGCACGCGGGCGACGGCGGAGCGCAAGGAGAAGCGGUCGGCGCACAAGGCGGCCGUGGAGGCAUUCAAAGUCAUGCUGGACGAGAUGGAGGAGAGCGGGGACCUGACACACGAGUCCACGGUGGCGUCGCUGCAGGGCGAUGGCAAGUGGGGCUCGGACCCGCGCCUCCUGGCUGCAGCGCUGGAGGACAAGGACCGCCUCGCUCUCCUCAACGAGCGUCUACUCAAAUGUGUUGAUUCGACUCAUACCCAAGGAAGUUCGAGUACACGGGGCGAACCCAGCAAACCUAGGGUGGUGCCGUUGAAGCGGUUGGAGGAGGAGAGGCAGCAGCAGCGCAAGGAGGCGGCAGAGGAGGCAUUCGUGGAGAUGCUCAAGGAGUACCGCGGCAAGCGCUACAUCGCCCUCUCCUCCCGCUGGUCCAAGGUGCGGGAGGAGUUGAAGGAGGAUGAGCGGUACAGUGCGGUGGAGCACUGGGAGGACCGUGAGCGGCUGUUUGACACCUUCAUGGACGGGCUGCAGCGCGAGGAGGAGGAGAAGGAGCGCGAGGCGCGCAGGCGCUGGGAGGAGGAGGAGCGGAAGCGCGAGCAGGAGCGCGAGGAGAAGAGGCUGCGGCAGCGCGAGGAGGAGAAGAAGGAGAGGGAGCGGGCGCGUGUGCGGCGGAGGGAGGCCAAGGAGGACUUUGAAGACCUGCUGAGGCGCGAGAUACAGACGCCCAAUAUAUCGUGGAUAGACGCGCGGGAGAAGUUGGAGGAGGACGAGGCGUCGUGCUAUUGGAACAAGGAGCUCACCAGCCGUGACCGCCAGGACCUCUUCUACGAACACAUGGCCCGCCUCAUCAAACGCGUGCAGCGAGAGUUCCGCGAGUUACUGGAGGAGGAGCUGUCAGUGGCCGCCAUCUCCGAGGCUCGUGAGGACGGGCUGCGACUCGCCUCCUCCUGGCCCGAUGCUAAGUCCGUGCUUCGGCACCAGGAUCGGUACCGCGACCUGGUUCGGCACGAGCGGGAGGAGCUGUGGCGCGAGCAUGUGAGGAGCCUGGAGGGGGAAUUGAGGGAGGCUGGGGUGAUUGAUGAGGAGGGGAAGGAGGUUGAUGUUGCUGCUGUGAAGAGGGAUCGGAGGCGGAGGAGGAGGAGGAGGAGGGAGAGGGAAGAGGAGGAUGAGGAGGAGGAGGAGAAGAGAGGAGGUGGGGAGAAGGGAGAGGAUAAGGAGGAGAAGGGAGAAGGGAGGGCUUUGGGAGAGAGUGGUGAGGAGAUGAGAGAGGAGGAAAGGAGGGAUGGGGAUGAUGGGAAGGCUGAUGGAGGAGGGAAGAUUGAAGGGGCAGGGGUGGAUGAGAAAACGAUGGAGGAGGUGGAUAGGGGAGAAUGGGAUGGCAUGCAUUUGGAAGAGAAGGAGGAGGAGGAGGAAGAGACGGAGAGGGAGAAGGAAGAGGAAGAGGAGAAGGAGAAGAAGAAGAAAAGGAAGAGAAUGUUGACAGGAAGAGUGAAUUGGGAAGCAAUGCAAUCGGGGGCGAAGGAGAGGCUCAGGUGGCGCAUGGAGAAGUGGGAGGAUGAAGUGAGGGACGAGGACGGGGUGACAGGCGGGGGAAUGGCUGGGGAGCUGGGGAAAGAAAUGGGAGGGGAAAGUUCAGGUAGGGAGGGAGAACGAGGGGAGGACGAAGAGGAGGAGAAGAGCAAGAUGUUUGAGGGAAGGGAGAAGGAGAGGGGAAGGGAGAAGGAGAGGGGAGGGAAGAAGAAGAGGGGUGAAGACGGAGAUGAGGAGGGGGAUGACGAGGAGGGGUGGGAUAAGGAGCACAAGCACAAGCACAGACACAGGGAGAAGCGAGAGGAAAGGCGCGCGGAAAAGGAGAGGGAGAAAGAGAAGGAGAGGGAGAGGGAGAAGGAGAGGAAGAAGGAGAAGGAGAGGGAGAAGGAGAGGGAGAAGGAGAGGGAGAAGGAGAGGGAGAAGGAGAGGGAGAAGGAGAGGAAGAAGGAGAAGGAGAGAGAGAAAGAAAGGAAGAAGGAAAGGGAGAAGGAAAAGGAGAGGGAGAAGGAAAAAGAGAGGGAGAGGGAGAGGGAGAGAGAGAGGGAGAGGGAGAAGGAGAAGGAGAAGGAGAAGGAGAGGGAGAGGGAGAAGGAGAGGGAGAGGGAGAGGGAGAGGGAGAGGGAGAGGGAGAGGGAGAAAGAGAGGGAGAAGGAGAGGAAGAGGGAGAAGGAGAGGGAGAGGGAGAAAGAGAAAGAGAAGAAGAGGAAUAAAGGACGAGAUGAUGGGAGGAAUGAAAAACGCCGGCACCGGCGAAGGGAGGAUAGCGAGGAGAGUGGAAGGGAGGAGGAAGAGGAGAAGGAUGGGAGGGAGGAGACGGAUGAGAAGGCAAAACGGAGAAGGAGACAUGGGCAUGAGCACAAGCAUAAGCGUGAGGAGCGUGAACGGGAGGACGAGAAGGAAGAAGGGAAGAAGGAGAAGAGGCGUGAGAGGGAGAAGAAACGAGAAGGGCGAAGAGAGCAUGAUUCUGACGAGGAAAGGGAGGAGGGGAGGCGGACGAAGCGACGUGGUAAGGAUGGUGAGGAGGAGGAUGGGGAGAGAAAGCGAGGGAGAGAAAAGGAAGGAGAGGGAGGGGAGGGAUGA